Messenger RNA from Dicentrarchus labrax (European seabass), 1875 nucleotides. Its product is annotated as phospholipase B1, membrane-associated-like. NCBI's taxonomy places the organism in Eukaryota, Metazoa, Chordata, Actinopteri, Moronidae. The record is from RefSeq and is a predicted model, not a curated record. Gene Ontology annotation, cellular component: brush border membrane. Gene Ontology annotation, biological process: phospholipid metabolic process. The coding region runs from base 14 to 1297 and encodes 427 amino acids. Gene Ontology annotation, molecular function: retinyl-palmitate esterase activity; A2-type glycerophospholipase activity; phosphatidylcholine lysophospholipase A1 activity. The transcript has 16 exons.
CAUACGCACUACUAUGGAGUGGCUUUGGAUCGCCGUGGCAACAUGUAUGCUCACGUCCUGCUCUGUCAAAGGCAACGACUGGUGGUGGGAGUAUGAGGAGGGGAUACGACACUACAGCAAGGAGGCCCUACACAAGGAGUUUCCAGAGAAAACUCGACCAGUGACCUUCAAACAUCCCCCGUUCCAGUGCCCGGACAUGAGUCCCUCUCCCUCCAUCCCCUCCUCAGUUGAAUUUGUGAAGGCGGCAGAUAUCAAAGUCAUCGCCGCCUUGGGGGAUUCACUAACAACGGCCAUAGGUGCCAACGCCACCACUGUCCUCGGGAUUCCCAUUGAGUAUCGCCAUGUGUCGUGGAGCAUUGGAGGCUAUGGGUCAUUUCAAGAUGCCAUUACUUUGGCAAAUAUCAUCAAGCUGUUCAAUCCCAAUCUGGUUGGUGCUGCUCCCGGCAAGACGGUCCAUGGGAUGCAGGCUCAUAUCAGUGAAACAGGCUUCAACCUGGCUGUGACUGGACACAAUACCUUCAACCUCCCCGGCCAGACCAGACAUUUGAUUGACACACUGAGAGGUUAUGAGGGUCUGAACUUUGAGCAGGACUGGAAGCUUUUGACCAUUCUCAUGGGCAUGAAUGACAUCUGUGAUUACUGCAAAGAUAAGGCUCUAUUUUCAGUGGAUAACUUCAUUCACUAUAUGACCGUCUCCUUGGAAAUGCUUAUGAAUGAGGUUCCUCGUAUGAUCGUUAACAUUGUUCAGAUCUUGCCCAUGCAGACUCUGAGGGAGGUGCAGAAGCCCACCCCAGGGUGCCUGCUCCAAAGGUCUUUCUGCUCGUGCCUGAUAGAACCAGAAGCUAAGUCUCCUGAACUGCGGGAGCUGGUAGAAGUCAAUCUGGAGUUUCAGAAAAGACUUGAGGAGCUGCUGCACAGCGACCGUUUCUUCAGGGACAACUUUGCUGUUGUUCUUCAGCCCUUUCUGAAACACGCUGACCCUCCCCGCCUCCCGAAUGGGAAGAUCGAUAUGACCUUCUUCACUCACGACUGCUUCCACUUCACCAUAAAGGGGCACGAGGAGCUGGCCAAGGGGCUGUGGAACAACAUGUUUCAGCCUGAGGGAGGAAAGUUGAUGGUGAACAGUUUCUCUGACCCCAUCGGCCUCAUCUGUCCACCUACGGAACACCCAUAUAUCUUUACCCGGCCGCUUUCAGCCAAGUCAGGCCAGCCUCAACUGCAGUCUAAUGCUCAAUCACAGGCAGCCGUCUACCUGCUCAUCUCGCUCCUCGUGGGUUUGGGAUGUCUUGGAUUGUAGCUUUCCCUCUGUUGGACUACUAUACAAGCAUGUCACUGCUACAUCGGUUACUGUUUAGGUAAUACAGCGGAUCAUCUGCAGAGGAGAGUUUGUGAGCCAUUCUUUCCAACUUUGCAUGUCUGUGACCCCAAAUAGCCGCAUAGAGGAAAUGACUGUGGUCAUCUGAUUGGAUCUGAAAACCCCACUGAUAAUGUGACAGUGACUCCUGCAACCAAAUAUUUCAAUUCUAGGCAGUUGCAGGUGCAGGUGGUGAGCAGCUUUCUCUGCAUGAAACAACUGCUGCUCUUAGCAGAAAGUUUUAUAUUUUGCUUUAAAAUUUGAAUUUCUCAUCCUUGGACCAAGAUGACUGACCAGUUCUGACCACACACCGACUGUGGGGAUGGGACAAUCAUCUACGUUUCUCCACAUUUGUAAUUAAAAUAAUAUACUGUAGGUGUAUUUUUAAGGAAAAGUCUUGCCAAGUGCUGCUUUAACUUAACUGCCGAUUUUGUAACUAGCGAGGCAUGAAGUAACAAUUUCUGAAUUGUUAAUGUGACAUUUAUACAUUCAUACAUGAGACAUUAAACUAACUCGACUUU